AUGCUGGGAAUGCGUACCUCACGACGGCAUGACCCUUCCCUCUCUCGCUUCCGCCCGUUGCUCAUAGCGGGUCUCGCUCUAAUUUCCUCCUCUGCUGCGAACAACGUCGAUGGCACUACCUUCCUCUAUCCCCUCGGUGGCGAAUCCUUCUAUAACCUUGACACCGUGAAGGUCUCAUACCAAUCCACUUUUCUCGCCCCUGUUCUCUACACCUUUUUGCAGCAUCAACGGCGUCACCACGCAGAGUACGUCCGCACCCUCAGCUCCUCCACGCCCCUAGCCGCCACCACUGACCGUGCCUUAGUGCAAGUGCAAGACGCCGAACCCGACAACGCAUCCACGCUCGUCCAUCUGAACGUCACCACCAACGUCCCCUGCUGGUUCGACCUGAGGGCAGGCCAGGUUGCAGGCGAGGGUGCCACCACUGAGAAGUGGACUGCCCUAGCGAGAUCACAACAGGAGACCACCUGGAGCGGCACCGCCCUCCCGACAUCGACACCGACUACGAGCCCCACGACAUCCGACGGGCAGAACCCUCACGGCCCACCUCCACCCGGCUUGAACUCGGGCGCCAAGGUCGGCGUUGCCAUCGCCGUCGCGCUUGGCAUAAUCGCAAUCUUCACGAUGGGUCUGUGGAUGUGGUGGAGGAGGCGACAAAAGCGAAAGGUUGCCAAGAAUAUGGUCAAUUUUGUGGAUGGUGAUAUUGUUAACUUGGUUGAUGGAGGACGCUUCGAGAAGCGAACCAAGCCGCCCGACGCCUACUACGACCCCUGUCUCGCCGCUUCUAGCCAGUCGACUAUUUCUCACUCCACCCACACGCCGACCUCGGCUCAUCAUUCAGAACCCGCCUACGAGAAUCACCAGCCGGCGCAGCAACAAUAUUAUGCUGAGGCAUCAGCGUCACACGAGCGAACAUCCGCGCCGAUAUUACCCCAAGAAACCAUCCCUCCUGCCCCGGCCGUGAGCAACGAAAGCGCUGCUUGGUCCAACUCAGCGCGACAUCCUUGGUCGCCUCCUGAUUAUGAUGCCCACUCGCCAGCAUCCGAAUGGAGCGUCCAGGGCGAAAACGACUUCUAUGCAGUGCCGCGCCAAACCCAUUCCAUGAUGAGAGAAUAUAAGUUUGCACAGCCAGUCGAGGCUCUGCCCGCCAUUCUGCCCGAACCGAAGCCGCAGGCUGAACUACCCGACAAUCAGGGCUACCAUGCACGCGGCGAUGAGCAGGAAUUACCAGCACCUCACCAAGCACCGCCGUCGAGAAACGCUCCUCCCAACGGCUUGGAAAUAGAAGAACAAAAGUUCCUGUUGGCGGAUAUGUUGGAAUUGAGGGAGGCGAAAUCAAAGGCUGCUGAGCGCCGGCCAGCAGGAUGA
Messenger RNA from Diaporthe citri, 1368 nucleotides. RefSeq lists its product as uncharacterized. The transcript has a single exon. The record is from RefSeq and is a predicted model, not a curated record. NCBI's taxonomy places the organism in Eukaryota, Fungi, Ascomycota, Sordariomycetes, Diaporthales, Diaporthaceae. Bases 1 to 1368 code for a protein of 455 amino acids.